AAGUAAUACGCGCGCGCUGCUCUGUUUCAUAUUUGAGGCUCUCGCAGACGCUGUUAUUGCUGCUCCACUGUUAAUUGGCUCUGUUUAUGGUAGCCAGACGAAGAGCGCUACACCGGUUCCGAUGAUCGCGUGCUCUCACAUCGUGUUCUCCCUCUAGUUGUAUUUAAACGCAUUUUGGGACAACGGCCUGCUCAGUUGUAAAUGCGAUACCGAAUUAAUUACGGCUGUUUAAAUUGAACACAACAAUAACAGAAACAAUUAUAACAGUGACUACAAUAAGCAAGUGUUGCCCGUACAGUUAGUUAAUUAGUUCCGCUCACCUUCCUCAGUGUCAGUGUCAAAUUUGAGAGUGCGAGAGUCUGACUUUAAACAAUAUUGAGCUUGAAAAAUAAAAUCUGCGCUUUUGUUUGCACAUUUUGUUUGCCAGUAAUUUUUCGUAAUUGCCGCUACAAUUUUGACGGCAAGAAAAAUCGGUGUCAAUAUAAUGCGUGUUUUUGUUUAUUUUAAAAUCAAAACCAUAUUUGCCUUUCCAACAACGAAAAGAACGCAUUUUUGAUUACAAAAAAAAAGAACACAACUUUUUGGUUUGUAGUUCGCAAUUAAGUUGGAAACCAACAACAACAGCAAAUCACAACUCAACAUCCGCUCCACUCCGCUCACUUUCACGCGAUAACGUCAUCUCGCCUGUGACGACAACUCCAUCAUCCGCAGUCCACCAACAAUACUAUAAAGUGUUCGAAUCUUUUAUAUUGUUUCUAUCAUUAUAACUAUUGUAAUUCGUUUUGUGCUGUGUCGCGUCAAAUCGUCGCAUCGCCGUCAAGGUUGUCAAGCAGGAGCGACCGCAGAGAGCUUUUUUUUUGUGCUAGCCGGCAAUCUACAAUCGUUUGUGUUGUUUGUAUUGCUCUGCUGCUUUCGCAGUUGCCACCGCAAAGGCGACGCCGCGUGUUGCUGCCCCUAUUUUUUAUAUACAAACGAACACACACUUUAACGCAAAAACAACAUUAAUAAGUAAAAACGUUUGUUAUACAACAACGCGUAAUACUCUUUAUUAAUUGCCAUUGAAAUCUGCAUCGCGUUGUACGCGUUAAAAAAUUGUUUCAAAAUUUGUACGCAAUUUCUCUUGGGCAACAUGAAGCGUCUGAUGACCUGGGAGCGGGAUCUUGUGGAUGCAAUGUAUGAGUAUCGGCAGACACGUUUCAGCUCGCGGCGUGUUCGAAAACGUGUGGUCUUCAAGCAUGGCGAGUGCAAUGUCGUCCAGGGGAACGUAGCCAAGAGAAGACGUCGCUAUCUGCAGGACAUUUUUACCACACUUGUCGAUGCGCAGUGGCGCUGGACGCUGCUGGUGUUUGCUGCAAGUUUCGUCAUAUCGUGGGCCUUCUUCGGCUUCAUCUGGUGGACUAUAGCGUUCGCCCAUAACGACCUGGAGUAUAUAAAAUUGCGGAACACACAGCCCGAGCUGAUCGUGAACAUGACGCACACGGUCUGUGUGACGGAGGUCAGCAGCAUGAUGACUGCCUUCCUCUAUUCGGUUGAGACGCAGACGACGAUUGGUUAUGGCAAUCGUUUCGUCACGGAGGAGUGUCCGGAGGCGAUAUUCACGAUGUGCAUCCAAUGCAUUACGGGUGUCUUCAUUCAGGCCUUUAUGGUGGGCAUUGUCUUUGCCAAGCUCUCGAGGCCCAAGAAGCGCGCCCAGACGCUACUCUUCUCGCGCAACGCCGUCAUUUGUCAUCGAGAUGGCUCUCCCUGCCUGAUGUUCAGGGUCGGGGACAUGCGCAAGUCCCACAUCAUUGAGGCGCAUGUGCGGGCGCAGAUCAUUCGGAAGAAGGUGACCAAAGAGGGCGAGGUGCUGCCCUUCUAUCAGCAGGAGCUGCAUGUGGGCGCCGAUGGUGGGGAGGAUCGUCUGAUGUUCAUCUGGCCCACAACCAUAGUGCAUAAGAUAGAUCGUAGCAGUCCGCUGUACAUGCUCUCUGCCUCGGACAUGCUGAAGGAGCGCUUCGAAGUGGUCGUCAUGCUGGAGGGCGUUAUUGAGUCCACGGGCAUGACGACGCAGGCGCGCAGCAGCUAUUUGCCUUCGGAGGUGCUCUGGGGCCAUCGUUUUGUCAAUGUAGUGUCCUUCCGCAAGGAGACGGGCGAAUACGAGGUGGACUAUACGCUCUUUAACAACACCUACGAUGUGGACACGCCGUUGUGCAGUGCCAAGCAGCUGGACGAACUCAAAUUGGAGUACACAAAGACCGCCAAGAGCGUCAUGGAUCGCACGCAAUCGGCGAAUAUGUUCCAGAGGUUUGCCUCAGCCGCUUCGGUCGAUCAUUUGGAUCCGGCCAGCGAUGAGUCGCUGGACUCCGGACGCCUGCAUAUACGCUCGCAUUCCAUACCAAACGGUGUGCUGGCCAGCGAGCUGGAGCCGUUAAACAACAACAAGCAUGGUGCUUGCUUCACCAUGGGUGGUCUGACGAUAACAACGACGGCGCCCAGCAUACCAAACCUAUCAAGUAUUAAUGAGAGAACCAGCUCCGGUAAUUCCAUAAACAGCAGCAACUACAGCAACAACAACAGCCUCAGCACUCUGCCCCUCAGUCCCAGUAGCGCUAGCACCGCCAGCGGGGCCACCAUUGUACCCAGUGCUCCCGGGAGCAAUGUGCGCUCCAAGCAAUCCAAUCCGCGACGCCUGUCCAUUAAGCAGGACCAGCUGCCCAUUGAUUCCAUGUGCUGAUAUUUGCGAAUCAGCUUGCGUCACCCGAUCCGCAGUUGUAUUCCAGGUGUAGGCGCUCCUAAUACUAAUACUAAUUGAUAUUAAUGUUAAUUUAAUGAUUUUUGCGUCUCACGAGAUAACGCUGUUUGGGGAAAGAGAACACUCAUCUACAAUUUUGGGUCUCCUUUGCCUCUGUCUCAACUCGGUUGAUGAUAAUUACUGUCGUUAGUUAUUAGCUUUAAUGAAUUUAUUAUAAAUAAGCUUCAAAUGAUAUUAAAAACAAGGCAAGCAACAAGAUUACGUACACACUUACAUAUACUAUAUAGUGCUACUAUAAUGCAUAAAAAAAAAAUGAAACCAAAAUGCUACAACUUCCUCGUUAGUUUGUAAUGGUAGGGAAAAGUUUGUUUGUAAAGCUCACAAAUUAGAUUUUACCGUGCUCCAGAAUUUUUAAGAUAAUUGUUAAAUGUUUUAAACACACAAACACACAUCUCCUAUUUAUUCCAAAAUUGUAAAACUAUGCUGCUGAGUGGAAUAAGUUAAAAACACAUGAGCUUCAAUUCAAAAAAUGUCUGGACAAUAAAAUUGUAUGUAAAUGUC
Molecule: messenger RNA, 3292 nt
Organism: Scaptodrosophila lebanonensis
Lineage: Eukaryota; Metazoa; Arthropoda; Insecta; Diptera; Drosophilidae
Gene: Irk1
Product: G protein-activated inward rectifier potassium channel 3
Exons: 5
Coding region: 1130-2713 (527 amino acids)
Biological process (GO): regulation of monoatomic ion transmembrane transport; potassium ion import across plasma membrane
Cellular component (GO): plasma membrane
Molecular function (GO): inward rectifier potassium channel activity
Source: RefSeq, a predicted model, not a curated record